Molecule: messenger RNA, 3399 nt
Organism: Pelobates fuscus (common spadefoot toad)
Lineage: Eukaryota; Metazoa; Chordata; Amphibia; Anura; Pelobatidae
Gene: HK2
Product: hexokinase 2
Exons: 18
Coding region: 120-2873 (917 amino acids)
Biological process (GO): intracellular glucose homeostasis; glucose metabolic process; glucose 6-phosphate metabolic process
Cellular component (GO): mitochondrion; cytosol
Molecular function (GO): ATP binding; D-glucose binding; fructokinase activity
Source: RefSeq, a predicted model, not a curated record
AAAGCCGGUACUGCUCAGACACAGAGGGGAGAAAGAGGACACUGCCAGGAGGAGAAAGUUUGACUGGUUAUUGUUAGAGGCACACUUAAUUUAUUAAUUCAUCCAAUUAAUUUAUAGUCAUGAUAGCUUCCCAUUUAUUAGCCUAUUUCUUCACCGAACUCAAUCAUGAUCAAGUACAGAAGGUGGACAAGUAUCUCUAUCACAUGCGCUUGUCAGAUGAGACACUUCUGGAAGUGUCAAACCGGUUUGAAAAACAGAUGGGGAAGGGACUUGGAGCAGAGACCAACCCCACAGCUUCUGUGAAGAUGCUUCCGACAUUUGUGCGAUCCACACCAGAUGGGACAGAAAAUGGAGACUUCUUGGCAUUGGACUUGGGAGGAACAAACUUCAGAGUGUUACGGGUGAAGGUUUCAGAUAAUGGGACAAAGAAAGUGGAGAUGGAGAAUCAGAUUUAUGCCAUUCCAGAGGAUCUGAUGCGAGGCAGCGGAGCUCAGCUGUUUGACCAUAUUGCUGAAUGUUUGGCCAACUUCAUGGAGAAGCUGAACAUCAAAGACCGGAAGCUUCCUCUGGGAUUCACGUUCUCGUUUCCCUGUCAUCAGACCAAACUGGAUGAGAGCAUCUUGGCAAAUUGGACCAAAGGAUUCAAAGCCUGUGGGGUAGAAGGAAAGGAUGUGGUCACAUUGUUACGGAAAGCAAUCAAGAAACGUGGGGAUUUUGACAUUGACAUUGUGGCUGUUGUAAAUGACACUGUGGGAACCAUGAUGACUUGUGGAUUUGAUGACCACAAUUGUGAAAUUGGUCUUAUUAUUGGUACAGGUACUAAUGCAUGUUACAUGGAAGAAAUGAGGCAUAUUGAUUUGGUGGAAGGUGACGAAGGACGGAUGUGCGUGAAUAUGGAGUGGGGUGCAUUUGGAGAUGAUGGAUGCCUGGAUGAUAUUAGGACUGAGUUUGACCGCGAAAUCGACAUGGGAUCUUUAAAUCCAGGCAAACAAAUGUUUGAGAAGAUGAUUAGCGGAAUGUACAUGGGAGAGUUAGUCAGACUUAUCUUAGUCAAAAUGGCCAAAGAAGAUCUUCUUUUUGGCGGCAGGAUUACAGCCGACCUCCUGACUACUGGACAUUUUGAAACCCGUUUCAUCUCAGAUAUUGAAAAGGAUAAAGAAGGGAUUCAGAAAGCCCAUGAAAUUUUAAGCAAAUUGGGUUUGGAGCCAUCCCAUGAGGACUGUGUGGCCACUCACAGAAUCUGUCAGAUUGUAUCUACCCGUUCUGCCAAUCUUUGUGCUGCAACUCUAGCUGCUGUGCUGCGGCGGAUCCGGGAAAACAAAGGUGUGGAGAGGCUGAAAUCCACAGUGGGAGUGGAUGGAUCUGUCUACAAAAACCAUCCACAUUAUGCUCGGCUCCUUCAGAAGACUGUUCGUCGUUUGGUACCAGAAUGUGAUGUCCGAUUCAUCCGGUCUGAAGAUGGCAGUGGAAAAGGGGCUGCUAUGGUGACUGCUGUAGCUUACAGAUUGGCUGACCAGAAGCAUGAAAGAGAGAAAACACUUGAAGCUUUAAAUCUCAGCCACCAACAGCUCUUGGAGAUUAAGAAAGUAAUGAGGACAGAAAUGGAGAGGGGCCUGCAAAAAGAAAGCCACAACAGUGCCACAGUGAAAAUGCUGCCCACCUAUGUACGAGCAACUCCUGAUGGUACAGAGAAAGGAGACUUCCUGGCUUUAGAUCUAGGAGGCACUAAUUUCCGUGUGCUCCUCGUACGUGUUCGAAAUGGCAUGAGACGUGGCGUGGAAAUGCACAAUAAGAUCUACACAAUCCCCCAGGACAUUAUGCUGGGCACAGGCGAGGAGCUUUUUGACCACAUUGUUCAUUGUAUUGCGGAUUUCCUGGAAUACAUGGGCAUGAAAGGAGUGUCACUGCCCCUGGGAUUCACCUUUUCUUUUCCUUGUCAACAGAAUAGCCUGGAUGAGGGUAUUCUUCUUAAGUGGACUAAAGGUUUCAAGGCAUCUGGCUGUGAAGGAGAGGAUGUUGUGAAUUUGCUAAAGGAAGCCAUCCACAGACGGGAGGAAUUUGACCUGGAUGUAGUGGCUGUAGUAAAUGAUACAGUGGGCACUAUGAUGACCUGUGGCUAUGAAGACCCUUACUGUGAAAUGGGAUUGAUAGUUGGAACUGGGAGCAACGCAUGUUACAUGGAGGAGAUGAAGAAUGUUGAUCUGGUGGAAGGAGUGGAGGGCAGGAUGUGCAUUAACAUGGAGUGGGGGGCAUUUGGAGACAAUGACUGUCUGGAACCAUUCCGUACAGAGUUUGACAAAGCUGUGGAUGAAUUGUCUCUUAAUCCUGGCAAGCAGAGGUUUGAGAAGAUGAUUAGUGGCAUGUAUCUUGGGGAGAUCGUCAGAAAUAUAUUGAUAGAUUUCACCAAACGAGGGUUUCUCUUCAGAGGAAAGAUUUCAGAGAGGCUCAAGACGAGAGGCAUCUUUGAAACCAAGUUCCUGUCUCAGAUCGAAAGUGACCGCCUGGCAUUACUGCAGGUCCGCUCCAUCCUACAACAUCUUGGCUUGAACAGCACAUGUGAUGACAGUAUCAUAGUAAAGGAAGUGUGUACAGUUGUAGCACGUAGAGCAGCACAAGUCUGUGGGGCUGGUGUUGCAGCCGUGGUGGACAAGAUCAGGGAGAACCGAGGGCUGGACUUCUUGAAAGUCACAGUAGGAGUGGACGGAACACUCUACAAACUUCACCCACAUUUUUCCACCAUCAUGCGCCAGACAGUAAAGGAGCUGUCCCCUAAAUGCCAGGUGACCUUUCUCCAAUCUGAAGAUGGUAGCGGGAAGGGAGCUGCUCUGAUCACAGCAGUGGCCUGUAGGAUUCGGGAAGCAGGCCAGCGUUAACAACUUGCUUGUGUGCAUUCCUGCACAGAGACCGCUUGCAGACAUUUACCAUGUCCAUCUUUAGCAUAGACUCUAGUAGACUGGAUCCUGCGUCCCACUGAUCCACUCUCCCUGGAGACAGAGCACAUCAUCAGUGAUUUGGCACUGAGUAAUAAUGGAAGCCAGCAAAUAUUUCAUCUUUAUGCGAAAACUGUACCAGGGAAAUGUGUACCAUGGGUGUAUAUUUUAAUAUUUUUGUAGGAUAGCUGGGGGUUUCCAAAAUAAUUUAUAGCUAACUUUAUUAUUGGUGAUCUGUAGUUCUUCAAGGUGGCUGAUGGAAGAUGCCCCAGUAGGGACAUAUAACUGAUGUUAACAUGCAGAGAUGGCAGUGGGCUCUGUUCCAUGGUUUGAAUAGGUAUUUAUUCUGCAAUAUUUCAACGCAGUUAGUACUUUUUGUUCCUAUGCAAAGUAUUUUUUUUCUUUUGGUGUUUUACAAAUUCCAGAUCUGUAGCUAUGGGUGAAACCAGGAAUUCAUUUGUAGAAAUUA